Messenger RNA from Phanerochaete carnosa HHB-10118-sp, 303 nucleotides. RefSeq lists its product as uncharacterized. The transcript has a single exon. NCBI's taxonomy places the organism in Eukaryota, Fungi, Basidiomycota, Agaricomycetes, Polyporales, Phanerochaetaceae. Bases 39 to 278 code for a protein of 79 amino acids. The record is from RefSeq and is a predicted model, not a curated record.
GUAUGCAUACGUAGACGCCAGUAAAUGCCUUGUUCUAAAUGCCCUCAGGUAAGAGCACCUAUCUUCACCAAAUUUGUCGGCUCACUAUCAUGGCAAUGAGCGGGCGCUUCGUACACGCGGAAUACUUUUCGAACGAUGACGAGUUGGAGAAGAUCCUGAGCACGUUCGCACUUUGUAAGACUAGUUACAACGAUUUCCAUAGUACCGAUGGACGAGCUCGGGCGCGGAACGUCGCCCGAAGAGGUACUGGGAUUUGCAUGCCAUCGCGGUGCACCUAAUCGAGCUGAAGGUGAGCUAUGUCGG